Photinus pyralis (common eastern firefly) is the source of this 1246-nucleotide messenger RNA. RefSeq lists its product as uncharacterized. The record is from RefSeq and is a predicted model, not a curated record. The transcript is spliced from 4 exons. The coding region runs from base 39 to 497 and encodes 152 amino acids. NCBI's taxonomy places the organism in Eukaryota, Metazoa, Arthropoda, Insecta, Coleoptera, Lampyridae.
AUAAAAGCAGUUUUCCUUACAUUUCCCUUACAUUAACAAUGUCUGCUGCGAAAUCCCUUUUGUUGAUCGCACUUUUCAGUGCUUUACAUUCUUCUGUUCUUACAGAUACUCCUUUUAACUUAUGUGCUACGGAUAUUGUAAGCAUCAUCAUCACCAACUUCAAUUUGAAUAACUGCCAAACAAGCUCCUGUGUCUUAAUAAGGGGACAAAGACUGUUCAUGUCUUUAACUGCAACUUUUUUGAAGGAAGUCGGUGCCAAAAACGAUACAACUGUCACAUUUGAGAUUAGGGGCGGUCCAUUUCCCGUUUCUCUUACUGUUCCAGUCUGUCGUAAGGUACAGUGUCCUAUACCAGCAGGUGAUAUUAGGCAACCUUCGGUAAACCUCCCAGUGCCUGAAUAUAUUCCAUUGGGCACUUAUAUAGCCAGAGCGUCAGUCAAGGAUGGCGGUUUGACGGUAUUGUGUGGAGAAAAUGAAGUUGUUAUAGCAGAUGCCUAAUGCAUCGCAUCGGGAAUGUAUCAUUAAUGGUAUUUUAUUCACCUAGUAGGUAUAUAAGGAGGCUUGUGAAAUCUGAAUCUGCAUCAUAAUCCCUCUCUAGAGUAGCUAUGUAAGGUCUUAUUUGAAAACCUAUCAUAAACUAUAGAACCUAAAAAAAAGUCAAGAUAUAGAAUUGAAGUAAAACACUUUUCCAUUCAAAAGAGAGUGUAACCGCCUCUGCUGAAGGGCUCUUGUCGGGAAUCUAAAGAUGAACUCUGCAGUGUGUUGCGGUCUUACAAAAAAGUCGGAAAAAUGGGUUUUACAUAUGGUGACCAGACAGGUUUUGGCCCUCUGUAGGACACCAUUGCGUUAUAGUGAACGACCCUCCAUCCAACCUGAACGGUAGUCCCAAAGCCUGGAAACACAUCCUAAUCGCAGGAGCAGCUUUGACCUUAACGAAUUCAAAUGAUUAACGUUUUAUAGAAACGGGACGUUUUCUAUCAGCCUAAUGCCAUUGAAUCCUAAAAUUCAAGGGAGUGCUAAAAGAAGUCGCUGAGAUAAAGGAAAGAAUGUUGUUUAAUGCUAUAUGAGAACUACACAUUUUGCGCGACAAGCAAUUUAUCCAUAAACAGAUAAUCGUUGCGAAUAGCGAAUUGAAAGUUUAGAGUAGGGUACGAAAACGAAUCGAAAACAUUAUAUACUAUGUUGUAUAUACCAUUUUGCCAUCCUCUCUAAUUUUAUACUUCAAAAAAUCAAAAAAUGGCUAAAUG